UACCAAGAGAAAAUAAGCAUAUCAAAAGCAAUGACACCUCCAAUAAUGAUGAAAUGGUUAUCACAAAUACAAAACGUAUAAUGGUAACACCCAACCCACUUAUAACAUUGCACAAAACUGAUGAUAAUGAUGAUUACAGAAAGAAAGUGAAAAGGUUAAAAUAUGUACCACAUAAUUCUAAAGAAGAGCACAGAAGGAAAGAAACAAG
Molecule: messenger RNA, 208 nt
Organism: Dentiscutata heterogama
Lineage: Eukaryota; Fungi; Glomeromycota; Glomeromycetes; Diversisporales; Gigasporaceae
Source: the annotation of a GenBank genome assembly